AUGGAGGAGUCAAGUCUCACAACUUCACCAUCAAUUCUUGAUGGAGACAAUUAUGAAACUUGGGCUGUUAGAAUGACAGUUCAUCUACAAGCACUUGAUGUUUGGGAAGCAGUGGAAGAAAAUUAUAAAGUUCCUCCCCUGGGAGCCAAUCCAACUGUGGCUCAAACGAAGUUGUAUAAAGAAAGAAAGACAAGAAAGGCUAAAGCGAAGGCUUGCUUGUCUGCUAUAGUUUCACCAUCAAUUCUCAUAAAAAUCAUGAAAAUUGAUUCAGCUGCAGAAAUUUGGGAGUAUCUCAAGAAGGAAUACAAAGGAGAUGAAAGAAUCAAGAACAUGACGAUGAUGAACUUGAUUCGAGAAUUUGAAAUGAAGAAAAUGAAGAAAUCUAAUGCUGUUAAAGACUAUGGUGCACAACUUCUUUCAAUAGCAGACAAAGUUAGGCUGCUUGGAAAACAAUUUUCCAAUGAGAAGAUUGUUUAA
This is a messenger RNA of Vitis riparia (riverbank grape), 477 nucleotides long. RefSeq lists its product as uncharacterized. Lineage: Eukaryota; Viridiplantae; Streptophyta; Magnoliopsida; Vitales; Vitaceae. The transcript has a single exon. Bases 1 to 477 code for a protein of 158 amino acids. The record is from RefSeq and is a predicted model, not a curated record.